Molecule: messenger RNA, 1407 nt
Organism: Diospyros lotus (date-plum)
Lineage: Eukaryota; Viridiplantae; Streptophyta; Magnoliopsida; Ericales; Ebenaceae
Exons: 3
Coding region: 1-1407 (468 amino acids)
Biological process (GO): DNA repair; telomere maintenance
Molecular function (GO): DNA helicase activity
Source: RefSeq, a predicted model, not a curated record
AUGGCUAAUGGUCGUUGCAGUAAACAUUAUCCAAAGAAAUUCAAUGCCUCCACUGUUGUUGAUGAAGAUGGGUACCUGAUAUAUAUGUGUCAAGACAACGGGAGGACCGUUAACAGAAAUGGUAUUGAUCUAGACAAUCGAUUUGUAGUGCCGCACAAUCGACAACUUCUUAUGAAAUAUGAUGCUCACAUUAACGUUGAAUGGUGUAAUCAGUCCAGAUCUAUCAAGUACCUAUUUAAAUACGUGCAUAAAGGUCAUGACCGUGUCACUGCAAGUUUCUACCAAAGUGUUGACAAAGAUGGGAACAAGAAAGAGGUUGAUGAAAUCAAGAUAUACUAUGACUGUCGAUAUAUUUCACCUUGCGAGGCUGCUUGGAGGAUAUUUGGGUUCGACAUUCAUUUUAGGGAUCCUCCAGUUGAGUAUCUGUCUUUUCAUCUCCCUGAUCAACAGAGUGUUAUAUUUUCAGAUUAUGACCCAAUUCAAAAUGUUAUGAAUCAUCCAACUAUUAGACACAGUAUGUUCACCGAAUGGAUGGAAGCGAACAAAAAGUACGAAUGGGCUAAGGAGCUUACAUAUGUUGAGUUUCCAACAAAGUUUGUUUGGAAUAAUAGUGGCAGAGAAUGGCAACCAAGGAAAAAAGGCUUUUCAAUAGGGCGAAUGUUCUAUGUUGCUCCUGGUACCGGAGAACUCUAUUGCUUGAGAACUUUGUUGAAUAUUGUUCGCGGCGCUACAACAUAUGAUGAUAUCAAGACUGUCAAUGGUGUGGUAUAUAGUUCAUUCAGGGAUGCAUGUUAUGCUUUGGGGUUACUAAAUGAUGACAAAGAGUAUAUAGAUGGCAUAAUGGAAGCAAGUCAGUGGGGGACAACACAUUCUCUUAGAAAUCUUUUCGCAACAUUGUUGACUUCAGAUUCGUUGUCCCGACCUGAGUAUGUUUGGAGCAAGUGUUGGCAGUACCUAUCAGACGACAUACUCUAUAGGCGUCGUAGUGUCCUGGAUCUUCAGUUGACAGAUAAUGAAAUUCAAAGUUAUGCUUUGUUGGAAAUUGAAAAAAUAUUACAAGGAAGGGGUAAGAGUCUCCGUGAGUUUGAUGGAAUGCCAUUUCCUGACGAUGUUGAUGAAUUGGUGUCUGGAAAUAGGCUUAUAUAUGACGAGCUAUCGUACGAUAGGAAAAAAUUGACAGAGGAUCAUAAAAAUUAUGUCAACCAGUUGACUGAUGAGCAGAGAUAUGCUUACGACAGAAUAAUACAUGCUGUGGAUGGUGAUGAAGGAGGUGUGUUUUUUUUAAACGGUUUUGGAGGAAUUGGGAAGACCUUUGUAUGGAAAACACUUUCUGCUGGAAUUCGAUCGAAAGGAGAUAUAGUGCUGAAUGUUGCAUCAAGUGACAAGGGGGUCCACUGGCAGAAUUGA